Molecule: messenger RNA, 612 nt
Organism: Chrysochloris asiatica (Cape golden mole)
Lineage: Eukaryota; Metazoa; Chordata; Mammalia; Afrosoricida; Chrysochloridae
Gene: INSL6
Product: insulin-like 6
Exons: 2
Coding region: 1-612 (203 amino acids)
Cellular component (GO): extracellular region
Molecular function (GO): hormone activity
Source: RefSeq, a predicted model, not a curated record
AUGCAACGUCCGCUCUGCUUGUGUGGGCUGCAGCUCGGGCUCCUGCUGCUUCUAUUCUCCUUUGAGCUGAGCGGCGCUUCUAGGCCCAAGAAGCUCUGCGGCAGGCACCUGCUGAUGGCGAUCAUAAAGCUCUGUGGCCUGGAGGACUGGAGCAAUUUGGAGGAGAACAUUCAUCACUGGCAGCUGGUGCCCCGCGCUGUGGACGCCGUGGGAACUUUCCUCCCAGCCCGGUUGCCAAGCUCCAGAGGGUCGGCGGGCUGCAGAGACUCACAGCCAGCACCUACUGCUGCCUCUAUGGAAGGGUCAACAAAUGGUCUAGAGAUGCAGCCACUACCUGAAUGUCAACAUUCAAAGGCCAACUUCCCACCUGAUGCGACAAGAGAUUUCUCCUCACCACAUAUCAAUCUGUACACUCAGGAGACUGUGGAGCUAACAGAGAAAAAUAGCAAAAUUAAAACCCUAAACAAUUUGUUUUGGGGGAAUCAUCUCCAAAGACAACGCAGAGGCUAUUCAGAAAAGUGUUGUCUUAAAGGAUGCACAAAAGACGAACUUAGCAUUGCGUGCUUUCCAUAUAUUGACUAUAAAAAGUUAGACAUUGACCAUCAAAUUUGA